AUGUCGGUUCAUGAAGAUGUCACUGAUCCUCAGCUCCCAGCGAUGAAUGCAGCUCAAUCAGUAGAUCAGGUGGAUCAUCAUCAUCCUCUGUACAUUCACACAUCUGAUACGCAAGGUUCGAUCCUUAUCUCUAUUCAAUUGCAAGGAUUUGAAAAUUACUCGAUCUGGAGUAGGUCAUUGAAAAUCGUAUUGCAUGGCAAAAACAAGUUAGGAUUUGUUCUAGGCACCUGCAAAAAGAGCAACUAUGAUGUUAGCCUUCAUGAACUAUGGGAUAGAUGUAAUGCGAUAGUGCUUGCGUGGAUUAUGAAUACCGUGUCUCCUAAUCUGCUUAGUACUGUAAUCUAUGCAUCAGAUGGCUAUACUGUUUGGGAAGAUCUUAGGGAGAGAUUUGACAAAGUUAAUGCUUCUAGGGCAGCCUACCUAAAACUGUGGGAUGAGUAUGAAACAUUGAUUUCUCCUCCUGCUUGUGGCUGUCCUGAAUCAAAGAAGCAUGUUGAGCACUAUCAACUUCGAAAACUCUAUCCGUUUCUCACUGGGCUUAAUGACUCAUAUGAAAAUGCUAAGAAUCAGGUGUUGAUGACUAGGCCUCUGCCUAAUUUGAAUCAAGCUUAA
Messenger RNA from Nicotiana attenuata, 612 nucleotides. RefSeq lists its product as uncharacterized. NCBI's taxonomy places the organism in Eukaryota, Viridiplantae, Streptophyta, Magnoliopsida, Solanales, Solanaceae. The record is from RefSeq and is a predicted model, not a curated record. The transcript has 2 exons. The coding region runs from base 1 to 612 and encodes 203 amino acids.